CUAAGCCAUUAAAAUAGGGCGCACCUGCAAACUCUUCUGUCGUAAGAAAAUUUUGGUGCCAAAAGUUCUCUUAAGAAACGGUGCAUUUGAUUUGCCAACAGUGGAAACUCUCGCCGUCAAGGAACCCUACUCUCUCGCUCUGGACCAGAUUGGUGGUCUGAGAAUAAUGGGUUCUAUAGAUAUCAUCAAGUCAUGCCUGGAUUCAAUUCAUCAAACAGCAGAUCAGGUGGCUGAUGCAAUUGUUUAUCUGGAUGCUGGUUCCUUUGAGGCAUUCCAAUUUGUUGGUGCAUUCCCUUUGUUACUGGAACUUGGUGCGCGUGCUAUUUGCAGCUUAGAAAAUGUGUCGUCUCUUGAUGCUGUGGUUAACUGGAAGUCAAAUUUUGAGGAUCCUGCGAAGAAGAUCGUGGUCAUAACAUCACGCCUUUUAAGUGAUGCGCAUCGGUAUAUUUUACGUUGCCUAAGCAUGCACUCAACUGUUCAUCAUUGUAUGAUAUUCACGUCCAUUUCAGAGAUAGCCCACUCUGCCUAUAUUGAUACUCCACUUGGACCUGACGCAUUUCGUGAAUAUGAAUCCUUACUUCUUCAAGAUUAUGAGGAGUUCAUGUGCAAGCAUAAACUGGUAAAGCCUGAUGAGGCCGAGGAAACCAAGCCACAUGAAGAGGUUUUAUUGGAGGAUGAGGGUUGGCAACAGUUGGAUUCGAAUGAAGAGCUUACUUCCAGCCCUGGAUCAGGAUCCACUGAGCGUCUAUUAGGUCAAAGCAAUGCCUCCAAAGGAUCGAGUAAACUGACUGUAUCAGUCACUCAUUUCCCGAUGAUUUUAUGUCCUCUCUCACCUGGCGUUUUUGUUCUGCCUUCUGAGGGUGCAGUUGCAGAAGCUUGCUUAUCUAUAGAUCAUGAUGAUUCUGUUAGCCCUGGGCUGCCUGCUAUAAGUAAUGGAGCAGCAUCUGAUGGUGAGGACAUUCCUCCUGGAGCCACCCUCACAGCGCAUUUCCUUUACCAUCUGGCUGAGAAGAUGGAUUUGAAGAUGGAAGUAUUUUCUCUGGGUGAUUUGUCAAGGAAUAUUGGGAAGAUUUUGAUGGACAUGUCAAGCCUUUAUGAUGUGGGUGGACGUGGUAAAAGAUCCGCCGGUUUAUUGCUUGUUGACAGAACACUCGAUCUCCUCUCACCAUGCCUUCAUGGUGACUCACUUGUUGAUCGCAUGUUUGCAUCUUUGCCGCGCAGGGAAAGAAUGGCCUUCGCUCCUCAUACAAAAGACUCAAACCCUCAAAACAAGGCUGUCUCUUGCGGUUUGCAGCGUGCCCCUCUCGAUGUUCGAAUACCUCUUGAAAGCAUUCUUAGCGAAAAUGGGUCUCCAAAGAAUGGCUUUCCCUUCUCCAAAAGUAUGCAAUCCUUUGUAUCUGGAUGGAGUUCCAAUGAUAAAGGUUCCUCUGUUACAAGUUUAAAUGACCAAAGUGGCAAAGUUACUAAUGCUAUCCAUGUGGGGUGCUCUGAAACUGGUUUUCUUAGUGGGUCCCUCGUAUCCACUGAGAACCAUCUAGGGGUGCGUUAUUUGGAAGCUCUACUUGAUAGAAAAACAAAAGAUGGAGCUUUGCUAAUAAAGAAGUGGCUCCAGGAUGCCCUUUGUAGAGAGAAGUUGCAUUUGAGCCUAAACAUUCGACCUAGUCCUGCUAAUGUAUCAGAGUUGCAUUCUAUGAUAAAGUUGUUGGCUUCUACUCAGGCAUCCUUAAUAAGAAACAAAGGGAUCAUUCAGCUUGCCAUGGCUGCUCUAGUAGCCCUUAGUGAACCUCGUAGUUCUCGCUGGAAGGCAUUUACUAAUGCCGAGAAAAUUUUAAAUUUUAGUGCCACUGAUACAAGUCAGAGCCUUUGUGGCCAAAUUUGUGAUUUAAUCAAUAAGAGCAGUUUGGUUGGUUCUUUUGAAAAUGACAAAAGCAAGAAGAGCCAGCAGUCUCUUCUCUCUUUCCAAGAUGCGAUUGUCCUUGCUAUUACUGGAUACAUCUUGGCUGGUCAAAAUUUUGCAACUUCUGGUUCUGGGGGUCCUUUUUCUUGGGAAAAAGAGCAUUCCCUAAAGGAAGCUUUUGCAGAUGCAAUCCUCGAGUGUUCACAAGAACUGAAUUUUGGGUUUCUUCGGGGUCUAGAAGAUGAUUUGGAAGCUCAUAGGAAGAAGCUUGCGUCUGAAAAGAUGGAAGGGACUUCUUUAGAGCAACCAACGAUUGAUUUUGAAGACCAGUGGGGUAGCUGGGAUGAGGAAGAUACAGAGCAUAACAGUGAACACAUUUAUGGAGACAUGCAGUUGAGGUUGGAAAUACGUGAUAGAGUUGAUCAUCUAUUCAAGGUUUUCCAUAAAUUGUCGGGCUUGAAUAGAAACUCCAUCUCUAGAGGGUCAUUGAGUAUAGAUGAUUAUUCAAGCGAUGAUACUUUGGGUAACAGGGGAUUGUUGUAUAAACUUCUUAGGUUAACAUUGGAAAAAGAUGAUAUACCUGGUUUGCAUUAUCAUUCAUCGGCAGUUGGGCGAUUUUUUAAAAGCGGGUUUGGAAGAUUUGGCCUAGGCCAGGCAAAACCAAAGUUCGGUGAUCAGAGUGUGCUGUUCGUUUUCAUAGUGGGCGGGAUUAACACGGUUGAGAUACGUGAAGCUCGUGAGGUAGUGGUAGAAACUGGUGGCCCCGUAGUUGAUUUGUUACUCGGUGGUACUACUCUUCUAACUGCAAAUGACAUGUUUGAUUUGCUGCUUGGAUCUUCCAGCUACAUUUAGCACUUCUCAAUCUUUGUUGGGAAUCCAAUUUUUAGUCAUUUAUUAUUGAGUGCGAUGCCACCACAAUUGUAUUAUUUUGUAUAAUGUAUAUACCCACCCAUAGUCGGAAUUUUUUAUUUAUUUUUAAUAGUCACCCUUUGACUUUUUUCGGGAACUAACCAUCAAAAUGGUUAUGGAGGUUGCUGUAGUCUUGUUCAAAUGAGGAUGGUAGAUGAAUAUUAAUGUCCCUA
Amborella trichopoda is the source of this 2979-nucleotide messenger RNA. RefSeq names its product vesicle docking protein. The record is from RefSeq and is a predicted model, not a curated record. Gene Ontology annotation, biological process: vesicle-mediated transport. NCBI's taxonomy places the organism in Eukaryota, Viridiplantae, Streptophyta, Magnoliopsida, Amborellales, Amborellaceae.